Necator americanus (New World hookworm) is the source of this 618-nucleotide messenger RNA. RefSeq lists its product as uncharacterized. Bases 1 to 618 code for a protein of 205 amino acids. The transcript has a single exon. The record is from RefSeq and is a predicted model, not a curated record. NCBI's taxonomy places the organism in Eukaryota, Metazoa, Nematoda, Chromadorea, Rhabditida, Ancylostomatidae.
AUGCGAAAGUUGGAAUGGGACGACAUAGGAGCGAAGGUUGAUGGUCACCAGCUACACCAAUUCCGCUUUGCUGAUGAUAUCGUACUAAUAACACCUAGCAUUAGCCAAGCGGAACGAAUGCUGACCGAAUUCGACGAAACAUGUGGAUGCAUCGGUCUUCAGCUGAAUCUACAAAAGACGAUGUUCAUGCGGAACGGAUGGGUCUCGGAUGCCUCAUUCACGCUCAACGGAACGAACCUUUCCGAAUGCACCAGCUACGUUUAUCUGGGUCGGGAACUGAACAUGAUGAACGACCUGACCGCCGAGGCAGGCAGGAGGAGACGAGUGGCUUGGGGAGCGUAUAAGAGUAUCGAGGAUGUAGUGAAGAAGACCAGUAACACCUUGCUUCGUGCUCACUUCUUCAACACCACCGUAUUUCCUGCUUUGACCUAUGCUUCGAAAAUCUGGGCAUUUCGCAAGCAGGAAGAAAACGCGGUGAGCGUCAUUGAACGCGCAACUGAGAGAGUGAUGCUAGGAGUAUCCCGUUUCACGCAAGUGAGGGACGGAUUCGAAGUUCUCUCCUACGUCAGCGAUCGAAGAUUAGAGACGCCGCCGCGUUUGCUAUGGAAAGUAAAAUAA